Messenger RNA from Papaver somniferum (opium poppy), 1199 nucleotides. Its product is annotated as mavicyanin-like. Gene Ontology annotation, molecular function: electron transfer activity. The transcript has 2 exons. Gene Ontology annotation, cellular component: plasma membrane. NCBI's taxonomy places the organism in Eukaryota, Viridiplantae, Streptophyta, Magnoliopsida, Ranunculales, Papaveraceae. The record is from RefSeq and is a predicted model, not a curated record. The coding region runs from base 312 to 881 and encodes 189 amino acids.
UGUUAAAGCCAGUCCUCAUCUUUGAAAAAGUCCAAUACUCCUUCCUUCUUUGUUUUUGUUUUGUUUCUUAUUUGUAUCUUGUUAAGUAUCAUUGUAAGACCUUUUCAUGUAAUUGGAUAGCUAAUUAUACCAUCAUCCCUUUUUUCUAGUUUCAUUGAUUUCCCCAAUGGCAACCUAAUUUUCCAACCUCACAUUGCCUAUUAAUAUCAGCUGAGCACCCGAUCUUUUUACAGCAGCGCUGUUGCUUUUUCUCUAUUCUCCGGCUACACCCCUGGCCAGCAUAAUAUUAGUAUAACUCCAUAUAUUUGUAUAUGGGCAAGGAAAAUUACAUGGAAAGAAUCACUCUAGAUCCUUUCAAGUGUUUCCAUUGUUGUUUCUUUAUCGUUCUUUUGUUGUUGGGAACAACCGAAUCCAAGGAGUACAUCGUAGGUGACGAAGAUGAGUGGAAUUCAGGGUCUAACUACCAGAGGUGGUCUCAAAAAUACAAUUUCAGCAUUGGGGACGUUCUUGAAUUCGACUAUGUGAAAGGACAACAUAAUGUAAAAGAGGUGACAGAAAUUGCAUUCAGGACUUGUGACACUGAGAUCAGUGGAGCUGUGUUAGAAAAGUAUGAGAGUGGGCAUGACAAAGUCUGCCUCACCCAAGCAAGGAAUUACUGGUUUGUUUGCGACGUACCUGGACACUGUAGUGGAGGGAUGAAGUUUGGCAUUCAAGUAACUAAUGCUGAUACUACUGCUCCACAUCCCUGUGCACCACAACCCAGUGCACCGCAAACCAGUGGAGUCCUCCAUCUUCUUCAGAGAGCUGGUUGGAAUAUGGGAUAUUGGUCUAGUUAUGUUGUUGUGGCAUGUGGGGUCUUAUUAAUUAUUCCUUACUGGUGAUGCGGGCGGCAGCAGCAAGGUAAAUAUAAGUUUUGGCCCUCAAAUCUUCCAUUUUUUUGGGUGUUUGCGAACUACUUAUAUAGGAUAAUUGGAGUAUUAUUUAUUUCUAUGUAUACUAGCCAUUUAUUUACUUUUUUUUAUCUAGGGAGUCCGAUAACGUGUGAACGUACAUAUACUCUAUAAACUAAAUCAAUAAACCAGGAUUGUAAAGGGGUAGAAUCAUAUUACCUAUAGAAUUUAUAAGUAUUGUAGUAGACAAAACUUUUGUAAAGUUCAUGGUUGACGAAAUAAAAGUGUCCAUGAGAACUACAGAGGCAA